Molecule: messenger RNA, 2099 nt
Organism: Frieseomelitta varia
Lineage: Eukaryota; Metazoa; Arthropoda; Insecta; Hymenoptera; Apidae
Gene: Ggamma30A
Product: guanine nucleotide-binding protein subunit gamma-e
Exons: 4
Coding region: 520-738 (72 amino acids)
Biological process (GO): phospholipase C-activating G protein-coupled receptor signaling pathway; sensory perception of taste
Cellular component (GO): heterotrimeric G-protein complex
Molecular function (GO): G-protein beta-subunit binding
Source: RefSeq, a predicted model, not a curated record
CCUGGUUAGUCGGCGCAUAUGGCGCAAAAUGUUAAGUCGAGGAAAUUUGAAUUUCAGUGAUUAUAAGCUGGUAUUUAAAACAUUUCCUUGUGUAUAAAUAGAACUUAUUUUCAUCGAUGCCAUAAGAAGCGUGUAACGGAAUCGAGAGCCAUCCAGGUCGAGAGGAAGGUUAACACGGUCAGUUUAUUUAUUACGGAUUAUAAGCAGACCGAACAUUCGCCGAGGAAUAUUCUUAUGACAACAAUGAUUGAAGAUAUCGGCACGUAAAUUACCAGCAAAUUAGAUUGCCGAGUUUUGUUGAGGCUUCCGUAAGCGAAUCGAGAAACCUGCCAAGAGUCAGCGCAUCUCAGAACUUCUCCGACCUCCGGCAAGGUGAGUGCUACUCUCUAAUAUUCGACCACGAUUAUUGGGACGGACUUCCUGUGACACGUGCCCCCUGCUGUACACCGAAAUUCUGUUUACUGGAGGCGCAAGCGCUAUUCGGCUCUUAUCUGGCAAAAGGGAGGCGCGGCUAUAACCAUGGAUCCCAGUGUACUCGCUAACAUGGACAAGGACGCACUGAAGAAGCAGAUCGAGAACAUGAAGUACCAAGCUGAUAUGGAACGGUGGCCCCUGUCGAAGAGUAUUGUCGCGAUGAGGGAAUACGUGGAAGAGAAUGAAAAGACUGAUCCACUGAUACACGCGCCCGACAAGAAGAACAAUCCCUGGGCCGAGAGAGGCAAAUGCAUAAUCAUGUAAUCAGGACAUAGAACCGUAGGGGAGAAGGAGAAGGAGAAGAGGCGAGGAAGCAACUGAGCGAGUAUCAUCCGAAGCGAGCGAAAGAAACGGAAAAAAACGUUUUAUAAGCCGCGUUUCUCAAGUUAAACCUAUGCGAAACAAAAAGAUAAAACUAAACGAGAGGUGCGGACAGGUUAAGAUAAAAAUAAAUAAAUAAAUAAAUAAAUAAAUAAAUAAAUAAAUAAAUAAAAGAAAUACAUACGCGUAAAAGAAGGAAAAGUUUAAAAAAAAAAGAAAAAGACAGACAGACAGAAGAAGGAGGAAGAGAUUAAAGAAAGGUUAAGAAAGACGCGCGACGGAUGAGAGGAAGCCACGAUGAGAAGGAAGAAGAAGAACAAGAGGAGAAAGAGAAGUCAGGCGAUGGCGGAGCGAUUUGGAUGAAACCCUGGAAGAGGAAGGUGCCAGGAAAGCAGCGAAGUCUCAGAAGGAGGAGUGAUUGGUUGGCGCGAAGCGAAAUCAAACUAGCCGGAGGCGAAUUAUUCAACAAUCUGAUUUUUCGCGGUUACCUGCUCGCGGUGACUUUCCGUUCGGCAUGCAGACGAACGUAGCAGCGCGUUUUAGCUCGGCUUUCUUCGUCUCUCUAAUCCCCGUGGUCUCUCGAGUCGAAUCCUCGAGUUGUCCUGAAUCGAUCGUCUGGUCGAAGCGGGCCCCGAUCGACCCGGGCAACGACGAACAAGUACUGUGUAUCGAUAUUAAUUGGUUAAACUUUCACAUCGUGUAUCUGUCGCUCUCUGUCUCUCUGUUUCUCUCUCUCUCUCUCUCUCUCUCUCUCUAUUAUCCUUCGUUUCCUUCUUUUCAAUCGGCCGCUCUCUUUCUUUCGGAAUAAACAAACUUCCCUUCCGAUCGAGUGGGCUCGAUCCAGUCUGUCGGAGGAUUUUCAGAAAAGCAAGGACACGAAUGGAAAGUCAUGGGGACACGGUGAAAAUUUAAUCGAUUUGGUCGAUCAAUGAGGACGAGACGAGAGAACGGGCGAAACGGCGCGAAACGAAACGAGGCUCUCCGCGCUUCCGCCUCCUCGUCGUUCCGAGUUCCGAGUUCUUGGAUGAGUUCUGAAUAUAUCUGUUCCGAUUCGAUUCAAUUCGUUUCGAUUCGAACACGUGUUACGCGUCGUAAUACAUACAUCGUGUGCAAUUCAAACCGUAGUACCACGGAAAACUCUUUUGAAUCGUUCAUUAUAUCGUGUAAGGAUUAUUUAUCUUAAGUACACAAUGUAAUCUAACGUCAUUAUAUGUACACACGUUAUACCAUAUGUCGUACGAUUAAUACGCUAUGCAUAUUUCUGCGAAUUUCUUACGAAAAUAUAAUAUAUUCACAUCGUUUAA